Molecule: messenger RNA, 2217 nt
Organism: Nannospalax galili (Upper Galilee mountains blind mole rat)
Lineage: Eukaryota; Metazoa; Chordata; Mammalia; Rodentia; Spalacidae
Gene: Tmod2
Product: tropomodulin 2
Exons: 10
Coding region: 211-1266 (351 amino acids)
Biological process (GO): muscle contraction; myofibril assembly; pointed-end actin filament capping
Cellular component (GO): myofibril; striated muscle thin filament
Molecular function (GO): tropomyosin binding
Source: RefSeq, a predicted model, not a curated record
CGCGCCGCACCCUGCCCGAGCCGCCUGUUGAUCUCUGUCCUCGCCCGGGCCGCGGCGCCGCCCCUGCUGGUUGGAACUGCGCCUGGGGCCGAGCCUGCCUGCCCGCACCGCCCGCAGCGGGAUGGGCGCACGCACUGUAGUAGUCUGAAGUCUCAGGACGCUGGUCCACUCAAGGUGCAUGGUGCAUGAGAAAGGUCUAUCUGCGAAGCCAUGGCACUCCCCUUUCAAAAGGAGCUGGAGAAAUACAAGAACAUCAAUGAGGAUGAGCUUCUUGGCAAACUCUCAGAAGAGGAACUGAAACAGUUGGAAAAUGUUCUAGAUGACCUAGAUCCCGAGAGUGCAACGCUGCCGGCUGGAUUCAGACAGAAAGACCAGACCCAGAAAGCAGCCACUGGCCCAUUUGACCGUGAGCACCUCCUCAUGUACCUAGAGAAAGAGGCUUUGGAACAGAAAGACAGGGAGGACUUUGUGCCCUUCACUGGAGAAAAGAAAGGGAGAGUCUUUAUCCCCAAGGAAAAGCCUGUAGAAACUCGUAAAGAAGAGAAAGUGACCCUGGAUCCAGAACUGGAAGAAGCACUGGCCAGUGCCUCUGACACCGAACUCUAUGAUCUUGCAGCUGUUCUAGGAGUACACAAUUUGCUCAAUAAUCCAAAGUUUGAUGAAGAAACAGCCAAUGGCAAAGGUGGCAAGGGGCCCGUAAGGAAUGUGGUCAAAGGUGAAAAAGUCAAGCCCAUAUUUGAGGAACCACCCAAUCCCACAAAUGUGGAAGCAAGUCUGCAGCAGGUGAAAGCCAACGAGCCCAGCCUGCAGGAGGUCAAUCUCAACAACAUCAAGAACAUUCCAAUUCCAACCCUGAAGGAAUUCGCAAAGGCUCUGGAGACCAACACUCAUGUGAAGAAGUUCAGCUUGGCCGCAACUCGUAGCAAUGACCCUGUGGCCCUUGCUUUUGCAGAUAUGCUGAAAGUAAACAAGACCUUGAAAAGUCUAAACAUAGAAUCUAAUUUUAUCACUGGAACUGGAAUCCUGUCCCUAGUGGAAGCACUGAGAGAAAAUGACACCUUGACAGAGAUCAAGAUCGACAACCAGAGGCAGCAGUUGGGAACAGCUGUAGAGAUGGAGAUCGCCCAGAUGCUGGAGGAGAACUCGAGGAUCCUCAAGUUUGGAUACCAGUUUACUAAGCAAGGGCCACGGACAAGAGUGGCAGCUGCCAUCACAAAGAAUAAUGACCUGGUUCGCAAGAAGAGAGUUGAAGGAGACCGGAGGUAAACAUUACCAGAUGAGGUGAAGUUUUACCAAGCAGCCAUUUUAAGACACAAACGCCUCCUCUUCUCCAUGGGACCAUUUUAUCUGAGGUUAUUCAUUUCUGUUAACCAUAUAACUCAUAAUUUGUUAUUCUUUUUAGCACUACUUAUUUAUAUGGGAUUCUGAAAUGUGUACAGUUGUUUUUACUUGUUCCUAGACACACCUGGCAACUUGCACAAGCAGACUGACACAGAUCUUAGUAACAACUGCCGAAAAUGAUUUUAACCACUUUCAUAUUGGGCUGUUUGCUUUCUUACAUGAACAUUUUUUAAUCAUGGAAGGGGAUUUAGCAUAUAGUGUGUGUUUGUUGCUGAUUAGGCUAGAAGCCUAUCUCUGUUUACAUGCAUUGCUUUGAGUUAGGUGAGUACAUGAAACGUGUGCUGCCGACUACAUGAGAAGUUAGUAUUGCCAAUCUUUCACAAAUCUUUCACAAAUUCUCCGUUAGUUCCAGAAAAAUCUCUACAUGUAUAUACCUAAUUAAUUGAUAGUGGUAUUCUCUUCAAAAAGCACUUUAACAUAACAUAAGCAAAUAGUUUAUUAACACAUAUUAACACAUAAUAUAUUAACAUAUAUUAUGAAUAUAUGGGUAAACCACAUUUACAAGUAGGAAGAUGAAUUCACACACCUGUCUUUACUAUUCAACAUGAACGUGUAUGUGUGUGUGUUUGUGUGUGUUUGUGUAUGUGUGUGGUGACAGGGAUUGCACCCAGGGCCUUGUAUAUUUGAGGCAGGCACUCUACCUCUAAGCCACAUCUUCAGCUCAAAUUAAAUAUUUCAAAUGACUCUCUAUUUACAAAGCUGUUGAAAAACUUUCCAAGCAUGAUGGGAAAUUUUUUAAUUUUACUGAAAGAAAAAUUUUAAAACAGUACAUUCCUAAAUAAAACAGUAAUAAUGGCACCUUAGGGGCUGUAGAGA